GUACUACCCCACUAAAUCAUCUCCGGUUUCUUGCUCAUAUCUUUACCGCCAAUAUGGGGUCCGAUCCGCAGUACAUAAAGUACCCCGAUCUCGUUCUCGCCCAACAUGUCUUCAACAUCUCCAACCCAGCAUGCCCCCAAACGGUGCGACAGACAUCACUAAAGAAAAUUCAAGAUGCCAUCACAGAGCGAAAAAUGGCCCCAUUCUACCGCCAUCUUGCUCAUCCCGUUGAAGGUAUCCUGAAUAACUCUGGCGAGGGAGUUGCGCAGCACUCAGCCAAGUCCGCGAUUACGUCGAACCUGCUUGCCUCCCGGAAGUCAUCCCAGAAAAUCGACUUCCCAUGGGACGAAUCCCUGUACCAGUCGUUGGUUGAAGAUAACCGGAAAGAGCUGGAGGGUUUCCAGAAAGAGGAGGAUGAGGCAGAAGAAGCAGCCGGAGAGACUGAGGUGCUCGCCGCACGGGGUAAACGUGCUGAAUUCUGGGCACGGGUGGGAGAUAAGGACAAAGCUAUCGAGUCUCAUGAAACCCUCCUCGAGAAAACGACAUUCCUUGGUACCAAGAUUGAUUUGAUGCUCGCUAUGAUCCGCAUCGGCCUCUUCUUCGGAGAUGCCUUGUCUGUUAAGAAGAACAUCGAAAGAGCUAACACCCUCAUUGAGAGCGGUGGUGACUGGGAUCGGCGGAAUCGUUUGAAGGCAUACAAGGGUCUACACCUACUCACCAUCCGUUCCUACAACGAAGCUGCGCCUCUUCUGCUUGACAGUCUGUCCACUUUCACCAGCUAUGAACUCUGCAGUUACUCUGCUUUAGUCAUUUACUCAGUCUUAGCUGGCUCUCAUUCACUGAAACGAGUCGACUUCAAGGCUAAGGUUGUGGACGCACCCGAGAUCAAGGCUAUCCUUGGAUCUGGUGAAGAUCGAUUGGCCGCUCUGACCGGUGAAACAUCAGCCGGGCCCGGCGCUCAAGAUGAAGAGAUGAAGGACGCUACAGUUUCGCGGGUCACCCCGGGUACCGCCACGACCGCAGUCAACCUGACUGCCUUGGGUGGCGGCUCUGGUGUCCAAGCGGAGGCGGAAACCCCUGUCGACUUCACGCCUCUUGCUCACCUGGUUGACAGUCUUUACACCGGCAACUACCGGUCCUUCUUCGUGUCUCUGGCGGCGGUGGAAGACAACUUCCUUACUCAGGAUCGUUACCUCUACGAACACCGCGCCUGGUUUGUGAGGGAAAUGAGACUGCGUGCAUACCAACAGCUUCUUCAAAGCUAUCGCGUUGUUGGGCUGAACAGCAUGGCGAGCGACUUCGGUGUGACGGUAGACUUCUUGGAUCGGGAUCUUGCCAAGUUCAUCGCCAGCAACCGCAUCGCAUGCACCAUUGACCGGGUCAAUGGUAUCAUUGAAACGAACCGACCGGAUGACAAGAACAAACAGUACGCGGAUGUGGUCAAGCACGGUGAUGCCCUGAUCACGAAGCUGCAGAAGUAUGGCCAGGCCGUGCGUUUGAGGGGUAGUGAACGCAGCUAAAUCGUAGAUAUGGCUUUGUCAAUCGCCAUGUGGUUCAUGAUUAUGUAGAUGAGAGGUUCCAGUGAUUUAUCUAUAUCAUCUCUUUUACCAACUUGACCCAGCUUUACCAUCCAGCCAUGUUAGAUCCAGCCAUGUUAGAGCCAAAACAAGCGAGGCUGCUGUAUCAUAAUUCUAAUGACGCGAGAGAAAAUGACCU
Messenger RNA from Aspergillus aculeatus ATCC 16872, 1716 nucleotides. Its product is annotated as proteasome regulatory particle lid subunit RPN7. Gene Ontology annotation, biological process: proteasome-mediated ubiquitin-dependent protein catabolic process. Gene Ontology annotation, cellular component: proteasome regulatory particle. Bases 54 to 1520 code for a protein of 488 amino acids. The record is from RefSeq and is a predicted model, not a curated record. The transcript has 3 exons. Gene Ontology annotation, molecular function: protein binding. NCBI's taxonomy places the organism in Eukaryota, Fungi, Ascomycota, Eurotiomycetes, Eurotiales, Aspergillaceae.